AUGGCAGACAAAGCCCAGCACGGUCACGACGACCUGGAGGCUAGGAAACGCCAUGUCGCCCGCCAGAAGCUGAUCACCUACUUCCUCCGCACUCCCUACUGGGCUUUCCGCGCAUUUCCCAGGGCAAAUCGCCCACACCCAGAAUGGUCCUUGUACCGUGUCGUUAAGCGCAAGAUCAUGGUCACCAGCGAUCGCAUCGCUGCCCUUGCCGGUUUGGGGCCUGACACGCCAGACUACCGUGUUCUCGUUACCGGAACCGGUGUCAAAGGCCUGUGGGUCAAGCCCACCCCUCAUCUCAUUGUAGGGGAAGUCGAGAAAUGGGCCAAAGACGCUAAAGUAGGCUGCGUUCCCAUCCCCGCAUACUGGCAAGAAAAAAAGGGAGUCGAUCGGCUCAUCGGAGCACCGCCGAAGCCUGGAGAGAAGGUCAUCUACCACCUUCACGGCGGAGGCUACGUUGAGCUCUCAGCUCACCCUAGCGACAGGACAGCCAACAUCCCGCGGGGCAUCAUGCAGCAUACACCCAUUGAGCGAUCGUUCAACCUCGAAUACCGCCUGACCAAAGAGCCCGGCAUAAACCCAAUCCCUGCCGCCUUACUCGAUGCCAUCGCAGGCUACCAUUACCUGACUCAUAAUGUUGGCUUUGCGCCAGAGGACAUCAUUCUUGAAGGAGAUUCAGCGGGAGCCAAUCUCGCGCUGGCUCUCCUGCGUUACCUGCUGGAGAAUGCAGACAACGAGGCCGUCAAGCUCCCAGGAAAGCCCGGAACGCUAAUCUUGUGCUCACCCUGGGUCGACCUGAGCCCUCUGAGCAUCCCCAAAGGGUCCGAGCUACGGGAGGUACUCUCUGUGUACAAAAACCGCCAUACCGAUUUCAUAAGCAUCUCCGGCAGAACCAACGCUCGCGGCACUGAGCUCAUCCUUGGACCGCUGGGAAUGGAAGCGGGCGAGGCUAACAGAUACAUAUCUCCUGCUUCAACUUCGCCAAAGCUUGGGAAGGUGUCCUUCAAGGGCUUUCCCCGUACGUUCAUCCUGUCGGGAGGCGCCGAGGUGAUGAUCGACCAGAUUCGUGUCCUCGGGGCGAGGAUGAGGGAGGACAUGGGCAUGGAUAUGGUGGAGUAUGUCGAGCAGCCAAACGCAAUGCAUGACUUUUUGAUCCUUCCGUGGCAUGAGCCGGAAAGGACUGAGUCGUUGCGGCUCAUCGGGAAGUGGCUGUUCCCGAACUAUGUCGAUACCGGCCGCAAGUCCUGGAUUCCCAGAGCGAGACUGUGA
Molecule: messenger RNA, 1266 nt
Organism: Phanerochaete carnosa HHB-10118-sp
Lineage: Eukaryota; Fungi; Basidiomycota; Agaricomycetes; Polyporales; Phanerochaetaceae
Exons: 2
Coding region: 1-1266 (421 amino acids)
Molecular function (GO): hydrolase activity
Source: RefSeq, a predicted model, not a curated record